AUGCGGCGCUAUGGAAUAAUAAUCACCCUCAUUUCUACAUGCUUGGCUUCUACAGCAUUUCAGAACCUCCCAUCUAUACCUUCUCCCGACCCGUCGACAAAUCCAUCUGAGUUUGGUAUUCGUUCGGGCCCUGAUCCUGGUCAGUCCGAGUCACACUCACUGGACAAGGAUAAGGCACUUCAGGCUGAGGAUGACCUGUUUACCUUGACUUUCGCUAACCCUUCGUGA
Marasmius oreades (fairy-ring Marasmius) is the source of this 228-nucleotide messenger RNA. RefSeq lists its product as uncharacterized. Lineage: Eukaryota; Fungi; Basidiomycota; Agaricomycetes; Agaricales; Marasmiaceae. The coding region runs from base 1 to 228 and encodes 75 amino acids. The record is from RefSeq and is a predicted model, not a curated record. The transcript is spliced from 2 exons.